AUGUUUGUAGAAACGAAUAUUUGUGAUAAAUUACGUGAUUGGAACAUACAAUUUAAUGUUACUCAUAACUGUCUUAACGCUUUGCUAAAAAUUUUACAAACUGAAGGUUUAAAUGUUCCUAAAGAUGGACGAACUUUAAUGAAAACUCCUUCUAAACACACAAUUAUACAAAUGAAUAAUGGUUCGUAUGUACAUUUCGGGAUCGAACAAAUGGUUUAUCCAAUUUUACGUAAACAUAAAAAUGAUUUAACAAAUAUAAAUAAUUUAAAGUUUGGUAUAAACGUGGAUGGGUUACCGCUAGCCUCAAGCUCAAAAAGUCAAUUUUGGCCUAUUUUAAUGUGUAUUGUAAAUGUAAAAGUUUUAUCUAAAUAUGUUAUACCGAUUGGUAUAUUUCAUGGGUUUGAAAAGCCAUUUUCAGUUGAUGAAUUUUUAAGUUUUUUUUUAAUAGAUGCUUUAAGUAUGCUUGAAAAUGGUAUAAAUGUUGAUAAUACUUUAUAUAAUAUGGAAAUAGCUCAUAUUGUAUGUGAUGCACCAGCUAAAGCAUUCUUAUUAAAGGUGAAAUCACAUAAUGCCUACCAUGGAUGCAAUACAUGCAUUGAUGAAGGUGUAUUUAAUAAGACAAUGACUUUUUUAACUACCAAUUCACCUAUGAGAACAAAUAAUUCAUUCCGAAAUAAAACCGACGAUAGUUACCAUAAGGGUACAAGUCCAUUAGAAAAAUUACCCAUAAAUAUGAUUGAUGAUAUACCAGUCGAUAACAUGCAUUGUGUGUAUGUCGGUGUAACAAAAAGGCUUAUUAAAUUUUGGGUCAAGGGCAAAAAAGAUAUAAGAUUAUUAGAUGAAUCAAAGAAUGAUAUAAAUAAAAGUAUUUUAAAUUUGAGAAGUUAUGUGCCAUCAGAAUUUGCUAGAUUGCCAAGAUCUAUGGAUGACAUUGAUCACUGGAAGCGCAAUUAG
This is a messenger RNA of Acyrthosiphon pisum (pea aphid), 954 nucleotides long. RefSeq lists its product as uncharacterized. The record is from RefSeq and is a predicted model, not a curated record. The transcript has 3 exons. Lineage: Eukaryota; Metazoa; Arthropoda; Insecta; Hemiptera; Aphididae. Bases 1 to 954 code for a protein of 317 amino acids.